Molecule: messenger RNA, 1667 nt
Organism: Fomitopsis serialis
Lineage: Eukaryota; Fungi; Basidiomycota; Agaricomycetes; Polyporales; Fomitopsidaceae
Exons: 4
Coding region: 286-1440 (384 amino acids)
Source: RefSeq, a predicted model, not a curated record
GUCUUGUCACGCCGUGACUGACGCGAUCUUGGGACCACCGCACGAAUCCCCGCCUCCGACUCCUCCUCCUACACCGUGACUUGCUACCGUGCUAAUGUGCCCUCAUUAUGUACACGGCAGUAAUACAUCAGGUAUUUCCCAGCAUAUGCACAUUUCUGUACGUUGCCGACUCCUCAUAGCCCGGCGCUACCGUGUCUUCUAUGCAGGGGCGUCCUGAUGUUGGUGGGCACUGCCAUGUAGCCAACAUGCAGCUCUGAACCACACUAGCGCCGCGAAAACAGGACCAUGCACAUCAAUACUCUCACCGUUAUGACCCCUCUCCUUCAUUCCUCUCUUUCAUUCGAGCCUGAGUCGGCUUGUGUCCAUCACCUACCCGCCCUCUGCAUCGAGUAUGGUAUUCAACUCCAACCUCUUCGGUCUCAUCACGGGAGGCCUCGGCCUCAUAUCAAUCAUCCAGCUUCUGCUCGCUAUUCUGCGGUACUUCUCCCCUCUCGUUUGCUGCAGGAGCUCGACCAGACACUCCGCGAUACACGCUCGAUGAUGGAGAAAGCCCUUGAAGGUGGCUUCUUUGAGAACUCUGCGCCUCGUUGGACUGAAAUGCGGGAUGAGUUGGAAGGGAUGGAGGAAGAAGCGUAUGAACUGCGCAGCCAGACGCACGGCCUGCAUUCGGUUUGCCAAGAGCUGAAGGCUGUGUGUUGUGGCCUGUCAUUCAAGCUUCAGCGGCUGUGCAACGAGGUUAAACGCCUCCGGGGCACGAUCUCGAGCGAGACGCACCUAGCUCGACGCAGAAUUGCUUCUCAGCGAUCAGACGCAGUAGCUGCACCACCGUCUUACAUCGGGGACAUGGUAUCACAACCUUUCCUCGCAAGCACGAAUCGGUCAUCUACAGAGCGCAUCGGCAUCGGCCUCGAGUCUUCUUUGCUCAGUGAUAGCUGCAUUAUCGCAGCGGACGGACUUGAAUAUCAAGACGUUGUGAAUGAGAAGAUGCCAGACAUCGUUCCAUUCCACGAUUGCGGGCGCACCCCCUCGCCAGGUCCUGUAACAACGGCGAGUAACGAUGAAACGAUUCACAUGAAUGGUGGCGCCGUACACGGUGCGCACGAGCCUCUGGCCUCGCGCGGUCCGGCGCGCCACGCCCCGCGCGUGAAGCGCCCGGCUAAGCAAACCCUACCGAGGAUUCUAUGCAAAUGGGGUGCCGAAUCCUGCGGUGUCCUCAUCAGCGACAUCUCUUCCAGCGGUAUACAAGGCCAUCUUCACUCGCAUCACGCCAGCGAGCCCCCGAAUUGUUGCCAGUGGCACGUCGGUGACUGCGAGACCGAUGUGUGUGGCGAGGAAGUCAAUGACGAGCAUCAUCUCAGCCAUCAUGUCGCUCUGGCCCAUUUGAACGGUAUACCCAACCAUGUCAUGCGUGGACGUCCUAUCGGGAGCUCGUCGCACUAGUCGCGGAUCUAUCUGAAGGUAUUCAUCUGUUCAAAUGUGACGCAGCUACAGCUGAUGAUGGCGAACCUAGGUGUUGAAUUCAUUUUGCUGUUUCAUUCAUCACGAAUUGCCACGGCCGGUCAACGAUUUCAUGGUAAACUGGGUUCAUUAUCGUACAGUGUUGCGAAUGUAUCGGCUACAGGUUUUGUACACGGACGACGUCCAACACGAGACUAUGCCAUGAAUAU